This is a messenger RNA of Dermacentor andersoni, 1769 nucleotides long. NCBI's taxonomy places the organism in Eukaryota, Metazoa, Arthropoda, Arachnida, Ixodida, Ixodidae. The record is from RefSeq and is a predicted model, not a curated record.
AGAUGUCCUGGCUGACGCAAUGCAAACCCUGUCGCUGGUUUCUGUCUGCUGUGAGCCAGACAGGGUCCAAGAGGCUCUCGAACUGCAGCGAAGACUCGUUUCUAUAAAGCACAUCAUAGCACUGGACGAAACGGCGCAUAAUACGGUCGGCGCAACGAACACCGUAAUCACAUGGAAUGAGCUGCUCACGAAGGGCCACGAUGAAGGAGGCCCAAUGCCACCGCCUCCCGAGUAUCGAGAAAACCAGAUCUGCUACAUGGCACCUACAAGUGGCACGACUGGCAAACCGAAACUGGUUGUGCAUUGCCACGAGUCCUUGCUGGCUAUCAUUCAGUCAAGCAGCCACCCUGGGCACAUGCGUCUAGGUCCAGAAGACUUUUCCCUCUCCACAUCGUCGUUGGUCCACACAUAUGCGCUUCUUUGGGGUGCCUGCAAGCCUAUCGCCCAGGGAGCGUCGACCGUCUUUAUGGAGACCGCCGAUGACAGCGCUAUACUGGAGGCAAUUCACAAGCACAGGGUCACAGCGCUAAGCACAACACCUUACACUGUGAGGUGCCUGUUGGACAACAAACGGCGCCACGGUUAUGACCUCCAUAGUCUUCAAUACGUGACUACAUCGACUACGAAUAUUGAUGAAGAGGUUGCGAAGACUCUGGUCAAAGAAUUUAAUCUCAAGUCUUUUACACAAAAGUACGGCCAGACGGAGAUACCGUUCAUCUCAGUGGGUCUCUACAACUCGCCCACCAAUUACAAGUCCAUCGGUUGUUUGGCAGUCGGCGCAGAAGCAGUGGUGAGGGACACAGAAACGAAAAAGCCUCUGGGACCAUGGCAACGCGGAGAGCUCGUGGUACGAAGUCCAAACUUGAUGCGUGGAUACUGGGGGAGUCUGCACGAGCCUAUCACCGAUGAAGAAGGCUGGUACAGCACAGGGGACCUGUGCUACUACGACAAAGACGGCUGGCUGUACCUAGUUGCGCGGCUGAGCGACUACUUCUGCGUCCGUGGAAGCAAGUAUCGGCCGGUUGAAGUCGAGGCCGUGCUGCUCAAGUGUCCAGGGGUUCGUGACUGCGCCGUCGUAGGAAUACCACAUCCCGAAGCUGGAGAAGUGGCGCACGCUUUGGUUGUGCCCGAGCCAGAAGCAAGAUCGCUGAGCGCCGAUCACGUCACGCAGUUUCUGGAAGCUAACACACCGAAGGGUUGCCAGUUGGAAGGCGGUGUCACAUUUGUCGACAAGAUUCCACGCAGCAACAGAGGAAAGCUUGUGAGGCGUCAGCUCGUCCAGUGGAUUCUCGAGAAGCGAGAACAGGGAGGCAUCAACAGUCGGGAAGAUGAGGCGUAAGAGCUAACAGAUUUCGCAAACCACGCUAUCGUGCACGGCUCAAAGCACAUCUCGCACCGGGAGUGUGCAUUCGUAUCGUAAAAUUGUAAUAUUAUUGCUGCGAAAGCGUUAUAUGCCCCAUGAAUUGGAAAAUCCGGCGUCCGUUUUUAUAAUCCGAUGGUACCAAAACCCACGUGACGAAGUGACAACAUAACGUUCCCAGCGCUGGACCUGUUGUGGCUCGGACUGCAAACGUUCACGAUGAACAGCCAUGGCGUUGGACCUGGACCCCUAUUGAAAUUUGAUUAAGGGCGAUUAAAGUGAAUUAAGGUAAAAUAAAGUCGUAUAAUGUGGAUGAAUGUGACGUUUUAAUUUAAGGUGAUCACUUCGACAAGCCAUCAUGCUUUCGCAUUCAAAUCACGUAAGGAUACUUAAGUGACUGUCACUUAUU